GCAGCGGGCGGGCGGUGCUGCUGCUGUGGCUGGGUGGCGGCGCGGGGGAACAAUGGGAUCCUUCUCCUCAGCCCUCAGAGGGGCCGUGGCGUAAGGGACGAGGGGGAGGCCGGCGCUGCGCUUGGGGACUACCAUGAGCUCCGCCGAGAUUAAGAAGCCACCAGUGGCCCCCAAACCCAAAUUUGUGGUAGGACACAAGGCAACGCCUCCACCUGUUGCACCGAAGCCUGAUGUUGUAAUUUCUAGUGUUAUCCAGGCAGCAAGGAAAACCAAGCCAGCAAUUGCACCGAAACCGAAGGUUCUCAAGGCCUCAUCUGUUCCAGAAGUUAAACCUCCAUCAUUUACACGAAAAAGCACAAAAAGCUUUGAGGAGCACAGGGGAGAUUCUUCUCAAACACUAGACCACUUGAACUGUAAAAAUGAAGCCUCGGAAGGGAAUACUGGUAACACAGCAUAUAUUCUGCCAAUGUCAUCUUGCAAAUUUGAAUGCCUUCAUAAGCUUGGAAACGGGGAGAACACUUGUAAAACUCAGAUAAUUUUUGAGCACUUUGGAAACUUGGAGAAGAUAAAAGAUGGUGAAAAAAACGCACUAGCUCUGGGGGACAGUCACAAUGAAAAUCUGGCAAACAGAAAUCAGGUUGUUUUGAAAGCCAGCAUUUUGGAAGAGAAACUUAAAGAUGUUCUAACUCAUAGUAUGUUUCCUAACAGCAGUCCUGUGAGGCGCAGGUAUGCAGAUAAACUUGACAAAGGCAAUGGCAGCAGUUCCAAGAAUGAUUUUAAAAUUGAGUUUAUGGAACUUGUACAGUCUUCAUUGUCUUCUGAAGCAGUUAAAGGGAAGCAACAAAAUAUUGAUGGUAAGCUCACUGCUGAUGAGUUUCAGAUGUCUGAAAUUUGUCCUAGUUUGACUGUAAAUAACCACAAUUGCUCUUGCCCAUUGGACCAAGAAAUCCUGGAAAAUGAAAAUGUAAGUAGCAAUGGUAUGUUUUCAGGUGAAAUAAGUAUGAAAGCAGAUGCUGAUAAAGCCUCCUCUGAAACAUCUUCAGUCCUGAGCUCAAAAGUGCUUCCUAUCCCUAAGCCAAGAAAGCCACGUGCUGCAUGUCUAGUCCGUCAGGAUGGCAUAGACACCACAGGAGAAGGAACAAAGGAACCAUCUAAUUCAGAGAAAGAUUCCUUUGGGCUUGUGGACCAAAGCUUUAAAAAGCCAGCAAAAAUUAAUAUCCUUGGUCAAAGUGUUUGUUAUAACAAUAACACAGAAGUGCUUCAUCCUGAAAAAUCUGAGAUAACUGAAGGCAAUGCAGACGUAAUGCAUCAGGUGAAGGCACUUGCAACAGAAGAGUCAACUUCACAGAAUCUUUUGCCUCAGUUAUCACACAAAACUUCUGAUUUGGUGGAAAGUGUUGAAUGUUCCUUAAAUGCAGACCAUAACUUAAUUAACUCUAUGGAUGAGAUGACAGAUGAUACCAGUAUGCUAGAUGCUGUGGACAAAAGGACUAACUUUGUCAGGUGUGAUAUUUUAUCCAUGAGUUUGCCAAAGCAGCUCAAAUUAACUAGCAGUCAGCACUUGUCUGCUUCCAAUAGCCUCCACGUUUCCCCACAAAAAAUGGAAGAUAAAGAAGUUAAACUAAAGGAUGAAAGUUCUCCAAAAAUCGUUCCUAAGAAACCACAGAGGCACAGCCUUCCAGCUGCUGGUGUGCUCAAAAAAGCUGCAUCAGCAGAGCUUGUGGAGAAAAGAUCUUACAGCUCCAGUGAGAACAAAUCGAACGGUGUUUUGGAAGGACCUCAUUUCACGCACCCACCAGCCAAGGAGAAAAGUACACUGUCAUCCUGUGACAUACCCAAACGUCUUUCUGAGAAACCUGUCUGGAAGUUACCUCAUCCUAUUCUUCCAUUUUCAGGAAAUUCUGAAUCAUUAAAAACUGCUAAUGUUGCUACCACCUUCAACCACUUGACUGUUGUGACGAAGCCCAGGGCCAAAUCUCUCUCUUCUGUGGACAUGGAAAGGACAGACAAGCCUUGCAAAGACCAUCAGAAGAAGAAUAGCUUGAAAAAGUUUCUCAACAUGAAACUGUCCGUUUGCUUAAUGAAAAGCGACUUCCAAAAAUUUCUGUCUAAAGGCAGUCAGUCAAUGGAUAAUGCUGUUGCCAACCUUUCCACUGGGGAUGGGUAUGGAGGUGGUAACAACCGGAAUACAACAUCUGUAGGCCAUGAAAGGAAAGCUAAAUCUACCAAGCUGCCUUCCAUAGAAAUAAGUAGUCCAGCGUUACAGAAGAAGAGGCAGAGAAACAGAAGUCAACCUGAGAUGCGAAAUAACCAAAGGCUGGAAUCUUUAGAUGGGCAUAUACUUUCAGGAGAGAAUUUGUCACAAAUAGAUUUGAAUUCUGUAGCCAGCACUUGUGCUCCAGAGUAUGAGAACGUGCGUCACUAUGAGGAAAUACCCGAGUAUGAGAAUUUGCCUUUUGCUAUGCGUGCUAGGAGAGGUCUCUGUUUUGAAUGGCAGAACUCGAGCAGUGUGGAAGACCAGAGCCCUGGCUUCUGUGAAAUUGAGGAGCCUUGUGAAGCUACAAGCAGGCAUUUGAGACUUGGCAGGUCCUUGGAAGAACACCAUGUUCAUCCAAACAUGGUAAUUGGAGAUCUUCAGUCAGAUGAAGAAGAUAUCAUGAACAGUUCUGAUGAAGAUGAUGACACAAAUUCUGAUUCCAGCAAAGGGGAGCCUGAUCCUCCAGAAGAUAAACAGGGUAAGGCAGCUGGGAAGAAAACAAAGGUUUACCAUAUUGCCAAGGAGAUCAUGAGCUCAGAGAAAGUGUUUGUGGAUGUGCUAAAGCUCUUACACAUUGAUUUCCGGGACGCUGUGGCGCAUGCCUCUAGGCAGCUUGGAAAGCCAGUGAUUGAGGACAGAAUCCUGAAUCAGAUCCUGUACUACCUACCUCAGCUGUAUGAACUCAAUCGGGACCUCCUGAGGGAACUGGAAGAGCGAUUAUCUCACUGGCUUGAACAUCAAAGAAUUGCUGAUAUAUUUGUUAAAAAGGGUCCCUACUUAAAGAUGUAUUCAACUUACAUCAAAGAAUUUGAUAAAAACGUUGCACUAUUAGAUGAACAGUGUAAGAAGAAUGCAGGUUUUGCUUCAGUAGUCAAAGACUUUGAGAUGAGCCCCCGCUGUGCUAGUCUGGCCCUGAAGCACUAUCUGCUCAAGCCGGUUCAGAGGAUUCCACAGUACAGGCUCUUGUUGACAGAUUAUUUAAAGAAUCUUUUAGAAGAAUCUGCAGACUAUAGGGAUACUCAAGAUGCUCUAGCUGUUGUCAUAGAAGUUGCAAACCAUGCCAACGACAUCAUGAAGCAAGGAGAUAACUUUCAGAAGCUUAUGCAGAUUCAGUACAGUUUAAAUGGACACCACGAGAUUGUACAGCCAGGAAGGGUCUUUCUGAAGGAGGGAACACUGAUGAAGCUGUCCCGGAAGGUCAUGCAGCCACGAAUGUUUUUUCUGUUCAAUGAUGCCCUGUUGUAUACAACUCCAGUUCAGUCAGGGAUGUAUAAACUUAACAACAUGCUGUCGUUGGCUGGAAUGAAGGUUAAAAAGCCAACCCAGGAAGCAUAUCAGAAUGAGCUGAACAUUGAAAGUGUAGAGAGAUCCUUCAUUCUUUCAGCAAGUUCUGCUACAGAAAGAGACGAGUGGUUAGAAGCUAUCUCCAAGUCAAUUGAAGAAUAUACAAAAAAAAGAAUCACAUUUAAUCCUAGCAAAAGUCUUGAAGAGGCAGAUCCAGAGAAACAGGAGGAAGAUAGUCCGCUCGGAUCGAAGGCUCCAAUCUGGAUCCCUGAUACUAGAGCCACAAUGUGUAUGAUCUGUACAAGUGAAUUCACCUUGACUUGGAGAAGGCAUCACUGCCGGGCAUGUGGAAAGAUUGUUUGUCAAGCUUGUUCAUCAAAUAAACAUGGUUUAGACUACAUGAAAAACCAGCCAGCAAGAGUAUGUGAUCAUUGCUUCAGGGAGCUACAGAAACAAGAUAACCAGUGCACUCCUAAGAGCGGAUCCCCAGUCAACCAUAAAUCUCCAUCAAGUGCCUUGUCUACAGUUUUACACAGCAUUCCCUCUGGAAGAAAGCAGAAAAAAAUUCCUGCAGCCCUCAAAGAAGUUUCGGCAAAUACAGAAGACUCUACAAUGAGUGGCUACCUACACAGAUCUAAGGGCAGUAAAAAACCAUGGAAACACCUAUGGUUUGUUAUAAAAAAUAAGGUGCUAUAUACAUAUGCUGCUAGUGAGGAUGUGGCAGCAUUAGAGAGCCAGCCUUUACUUGGAUUCACAGUCAGUGAAGUAAAAGAUGAAAACUCAGAAUCUAGAGUGUUCCAUUUACUGCACAAAAACACUUUAUUUUAUAUAUUUAAAGCAGAUGAUCCCCAUUCAGCUCAAAAGUGGAUAGAAGCUUUUCAAGAAGGCACCAUAUUAUAGCAGUGUCAGCAUCAUGUCUGCAAGCUUAAAGGAAAACAUCCAGGAAUGGUGGUAAAACAGAGUACAGCAGCUGUUCAAAGAAAUGGAAUCCCGCCAUCUCAGCUUCCACAAAAUUGUAUAUUUGUCAGGAUUAGGAGUUGUUGCAUUUUUAGUAUAAGGUAAUAUUUUUUUUAAAGAACUGUGUGUAUUUCUGUGUUGAUACAAAAUGUGUUAUUUAUUAAAUUCCAGUGUUUACUGAAAUGCUCAGAAUGAUUUGUGAGGUCUGUGUUGAAGUCCAAAGUGCCCGUGUCUUCAGAAUGGCGAGGGGUUGGUCAACAUAUUCCUAAAGUUUAUAAUUUAAAAAAAACCAAAACACAGAACAAAUCUGUUGCAGUUGUACAGUUCCUCAUGAUUUGUGUAUAGGUCUGGAGUUGCUGAUGCUCACUUUGCAAGUUAGCAAGAACAGAUUCGAAUAGGAAUUGCAAAGAUUCUGGAUCUUUGCUGGCUUUGUAAACUCCUUUAUGAGAAGUUGUAUGAUACUGUUGCUCCUUUCCUUGAACGGCAAUUGAAAUCUUGCUUACCAGUACAUUAAAACAGUACAAUGAAUUCUGUAUCACAGAAACAAUGCAAAAUAAAGUUCAAUUACUACAAAAAAAG
Messenger RNA from Neopsephotus bourkii (Bourke's parrot), 5077 nucleotides. It is a transcript of the gene FGD6, whose product is annotated as FYVE, RhoGEF and PH domain containing 6. Gene Ontology annotation, cellular component: cytoplasm. The transcript is spliced from 21 exons. Gene Ontology annotation, biological process: regulation of GTPase activity. The record is from RefSeq and is a predicted model, not a curated record. Bases 134 to 4441 code for a protein of 1435 amino acids. Lineage: Eukaryota; Metazoa; Chordata; Aves; Psittaciformes; Psittacidae. Gene Ontology annotation, molecular function: guanyl-nucleotide exchange factor activity; metal ion binding.